GUUUCGUUCUACACGCCUCGACAAGAGCCAGCUGCGGGUACUGCCAAGGAUAAAGACUGCCCUAGCUUGUUCAAGCCCAUCAACAUCGGAGGGAUGACUAUUCACAAUCGCAUUGUUGUAUCUCCAAUGUGCCAAUAUUCAUCCCCAGAUGGUUUCGCUACACAAUGGCACAAAUCUCUGAUCAACAGCUUCUCUGCACGCGGCCCGGGCUUAAUUUUCAUGGAGGCUCACUCUGUUAGCCCUUAUGGCCGCAUCACGCCUUCGGAUGCUGGACUUUGGAGCGACGCACACAUCGAGCCUCUCGCUGAGAUCACCGAGUUCGCCCAUAGCCAAGGUGUCAAGAUCGGCAUACAGCUUCAGCACGCCGGAAGAAAGGCGAGCCGACUCUCACCGUGGCUGGAAAUGACAAAAGUUUCUAAAGGCAAAGACUUUGGAUGGCCUGAUAAGGUCAUUAGCUGCAGCCCGUUACCAUUCAGCCCUGAUACCUGUCUACCGAGAGAAAUGACCAUCGCCGACAUUGAGUCUCUGAAGAAGGACUGGGUAGCAGCAGCGAAGAGAGCUCUCAAGGCUGGUUUUGACACAAUUCUCUUUCAGGCAGCCUUCGGCUUCCUCCUCCACAGCUUCUUGUCUCCAGCUGCCAACCAGCGCAAAGACAACUACGGUGGCUCUUUUGAGAACAGAAUCCGUCUCCUGGUCGAGAUAGUGGAUUUGGUAAAAGCUGAAGUCCCUGCCGGCUUCCCUAUCGGUGUCCGCAUGCCGGCAACUGACCAUCUGGAGUAUGACGAGUCUAUUCCGCAGUGGAAUCUGGAGCAAUCCGCCAAGCUCGCCAAGAUUCUUGCAGAGCAUGGAGUCGACUAUAUUGAUGUCUCCAGUGGCGCUCUCGACCGCCGCCAAAAAAUGAAAUACGGGAAGGGCUACCAAGUUGACCUGGCUAAGCAGAUAAAGAAAGCUCUGGCGGGCACUAGUGUCAUCGUUGGAGUUAGCGGCAGUGUUAUAACGGGACAACAGGCUCAGGAUGUCCUGGACUCAUCGGCCGCAGACGUCGUUGUUUCGGGGCGAGCCUUUGUGAAAAACCCAAAUCUGGUCUGGCAGUGGGCUGACGAGCUGGGCGUCGAUAUUCAUGUCGCAAGCCAAUUCGGUUGGGGAUUUGGCAAGGCUCGGGGCCUUCCGUCCAAACAAAAGUCAAACCCUAAGUCCAAGAUAUAA
This is a messenger RNA of Trichoderma atroviride IMI 206040, 1206 nucleotides long. RefSeq lists its product as uncharacterized. Lineage: Eukaryota; Fungi; Ascomycota; Sordariomycetes; Hypocreales; Hypocreaceae. The record is from RefSeq and is a predicted model, not a curated record. Gene Ontology annotation, molecular function: NADPH dehydrogenase activity; NADP binding; FMN binding. Gene Ontology annotation, cellular component: intracellular anatomical structure.